UGGCGCUCCACCGACGCACCCGCCCGCCCCAGACUCUUCGUGGAGGAAAGCAGGGAGGCCACCCACGGCAUCUCCUCCGGGCUGAGGGUACCCCGGAGCCCCGAGACCCUGCAGCGCGCCACGAACAGCACCUAUCUGAACAAGACGCCUCUCGAGCUGACAGAGAGAUGCACAAAUCUGCAAAAUGACUUCGAGAGGAUAUUUAACGUGGUUAAAAGGUAUUCAGAGGAUGACUUUCUUGAGACUGUGAUGCAUAUACAGAACUGUUCAUGGAAACGACGAGCAGAAGAAUAUAAGAAUUUUAGAGAAAAACUUGCUUCCUGUUGUAAUGCUGUCCAAAACCUCAUUGUCUCGAAAAAAAACACUCCAGUUGGGACUAACAUGAUUUACGAGGCGGAACGUCAGUACACAAUCCUAAUUAGAGAGAACAUUUUUAAUAUGUUCCCCGUGUCGCAGCCUUUUGUGGAGCGCCCUUACAAUCAGUGUGCAGUGGUUGGAAAUGGGGGGAUUCUGAAUAAGUCUGGCUGCGGAGCUGAAAUAGAUAAAUCUGACUUCGUUUUUAGGUGUAACCUCCCCCCAACAACAGGAAUUGUUAGUAAAGAUGUUGGCAAUAAAACCAACCUUGUGACUGUAAAUCCCAGUAUCAUAAAAAUAAAAUAUGAGAACUUAAACGAAAAGAAAGGAGAAUUUCUGGAGGACAUUGCAGCCUAUGGAGACGCAUUUCUUCUAUUUCCAGCGUUUUCCUUCAAGAUCAACACCGCUCCUUCUUUUAAAGUAUACGAUGCUCUGAACGAGUCUAAUGCAAGACAGAAGGUUAUAUAUUUCCAUCCCAGCUACCUGAAGAAUCUGGCCAGCUUCUGGAGAACUAAAGGCGUGAAAGAGUACCGCCUGUCCUCCGGCUUGAUGAUUGCCAGCGUGGCCGUGGAGCUGUGUGAGACGGUGAAGCUCUAUGGGUUUUGGCCCUUCUCUAAAACCUUGCAGCACGCGCCCGUUAGCCAUCACUACUACGACAACAGAUUGCCGAAGCUCAAUUUCCACUUUAUGCCCGAAGAAUACGGCCACAUUCUCCAACUUCACAUGAAAGGAAUCCUCCAGUUACAAUUCAGCAAAUGUUAAACAGCCUAACCAAAGUGACUGAAGAGGGGAAUAGUUUUAAUGUAAUGCUCUAGGUGAGUAACAGUGUUUCCGAGCACAAAAAUUGGUCGUUGUAAGGUAUAAUAGGAGGAGCCCGAAAUUUCGUUUGAUUCAAGUUCUCCACUAAGUGUGCGACCUUGGAAACUCAUUCCGUUGUUCUGAUCUUCAGUUUCCCUGCCUGUAAAAUGGGGACCAGGAUGUCUAACUCCUAUGAGGAAAAUGUGAAAAUCUAUGAAAACUCUUAAUGAAGUAUUUGCCUGAGGCAGAUUCUCAAAGUCUGUUUCCUUAUUGGUAAUUAUAACAACAUUUCCACCCUCGCCUAACUGAUAAUAAAAGGUGUGCUGUGUUGGAAACCCUUCCUGGAGAGAACACCUGAACUGCCAGCACUCACGGAUGUUCUUCCUCGGGCAGGUCUCUCUAUUAUCAAUAAUAUCCUUCUUAUCUUUAUUUCUUCCUGUCUUAGAGUGCAUAUAAGAAAAUUAUGUGCUUAAACAAGAAACCCUUGAUUAUUCAGGAAUGAAAUCCUUCCCUUUGUAUGCUAAUAUGCCUGCUUCUGAUUACAUUCACUUGUGUCAUUUGCUGUGAUGACUUGCAUUGGUUGGAUUUUAGGCCGAUUCUUUUUUUUCUUUAUCUACAUUUUAAAAUCACUUUUUAUAUUAACUUCCUGCUUCACUCUUAAGUCUUUUCCUCUCACUGACAAUAUCUACUUCAAGGAUAUGAAUGGUUACAACAUCCAGUUUUUCUUACCUGUUGACUUGUCUGUGGGAUCACUUACUCAGUUUAUGUUUUAAAAAUUAUUGAAUAGCUACUUCAUGCCAACCCUGCAACAAGCUCUGUGAGAGGGAUACAAAGAUGACUAAGUCCUGCAGGAGGAAGCAGACAUGCAUGUCAUCAACUAUGAUAUGGUGUGACCAAUGUUAUUACAAUAGUUAUGGAUAGAGAAUUAUGAAGAACAAGAAGCAGAAAUAAUUAAAUCUACUUCAGUGGAAUCUAUUUCAGAGAAGAGGUGAUCUCUGUAUUAAACCUAGAUGAGUAAGGUUUUACCAAAUGAAGACAAUCCUGGGUAGAGGGAAUAUGAUAGAGAAAAAAGCUGUCCCCUUGAUUUAGAUUCAUCAAAACUAACACAUUUGAAGGUAGAUCAUGGUCUUUGCCCCAAAAAACUUCUACAUGAGGGUAGGAUACUGAGUGUGGGGGUGCUGGCCUGCGCCCACAUCUGUGAAGUGGGAAUAAUACCAACCUAACAGAUUUUAUAGGAAAGCUGUAAGGAUUAAAACAUGCAAACUUAAUUCUCAUAAGGAAUGGUGUAUGUUUAUAUGAGAAAUAAGACUAAUCAAUUAAAUAUCAAUCUAAAACGAAGCUUGUGUAGAUAUAGAAUAUUAGCAUUUUCACACCACUCCCUUACAUUAUGAUGACACGUGUUAAUAUGGGUCAUCCCUGGGGGUUGCAGGGCUGGGUGAAAAAGGUGAAAGGAUUAAGAAGAAACACAUACACAUAUCAUCCCGGCAUCUACUGAAUAAGUUAUUUGACUUAAGUAAUUAUGUUACAGGAUAGUAAAAAGCUAGGAAAAGUCCAGGGCAGAAGGAACACAAACACUGACACAAAAUUAAAGAAGGCCAAACAGAUUAGACAGCUUGUAGCCAAUUUGCAGCAAAAUCUUGAGAACAAAUGUCUAAUACCGCUCCUCACUAACCAAAGAAUGCAAGAAAGAAGGGGGAAUUUUAAUGCCUCUUCUCUCUAACCAGAGAAUAUAUAGCUUAAAUCACCCUGGAACUCUUAAGGCAGGAGGGGGGAGGGGGAAGAAAGAGGGGAGAGAUUUAUCUCACCUACUAAACAAAGAAGUUAGCCAUUUUGGGGAAGAAGGAAAGAAGAGGGAGUUUUCUUCUCACUGUUUAAACAGAAAAGCCAACAGUCUCUGAGCUUGUUAAAGAUAAAAUCACCAGAUACUUCUCAUAAAUUCUGGGACAGCCACAACAAAGUAAAAGGGAGAUGUUAAGAGUUAAUCUGUACCGAGAUAUAUGACAGAGGAAUUUAAAAACCUGUAGACAGAAAAAUAUAAGACACCAAACCUCUACCAAGCUCACUUCUCAAGACUAGCUGGGAAGUCCAUCUGUGCUUCAUAAGCCAGAUGUAUAGAUUUGCUUGCCUUGCUUCUUUAAUAAAUUUUGCUUUACUUCUUUAAUAAAUUGUCUUUUCUACAACUCAGUUAUCUGGGAUCACUCAUUUGAAUUUAUUUCUACGAAUCUGACAAGAACUGAGGAGGGGACAGCCCGCUCCCUUCAACUCAUGGGGCUGUCCAAUAGCACCUUUUCUGGAGUUUCUGGUGCCUAUAACAAUUAUGUGCAUAUUUUCCUGCUUGUCUUUGUAUCAUUGCAAGGUGAGCAGAAAUAGGAGUGGAAUAGACUGGGCAGCAUGCUGAAUUAAUUACAAUUCUUAAUUCUAAAUUCUUACCUAGCUAGAUAAAUGGUUUACUAAAUGUUCACUUAUAUAAACACCCUGCUAUAAAUUGCUUAUUUUCAUAAAGUACGUCUUUAAUUUGAUUGUAGUUGACAUUUGUGAUGCUAUUCUCAGUUUAUACUUUCAUUUGUUCUUCUGUAGCAAAUGAAACCUAUUAUGCCCAUAAAUUGAUUAAAAGUUCAUACGUAAAUAUUUUCCAAAAGAAACAUGCUUUUAAUUACAUAAAGUCUAAUUAUUUUCUUUCUUUUUGUGGUGAUGAAUAGGUUGCUGAUUUUUACUCCUCCUACUGUCUUUCAUUAGCUUUUAAAACCUGCUAGCAGUAUUGGUAAUGUCUCCAUCAUGUUACUAGCAAUGGAUUAUUAAAAACAGAUCAAAACAUUCUGAUAUUUUACAGUUAGUAAAAUGUUUCUUUCCAAAUAUGUCCUGGUAAGAACUUAAACAUUUUUCUUUGAUGGUAUUGGAAAUAAAUAAUUGAGUAAAAGUAUGUAUUGAAAUAAAUGAUUAAAUAUAAAUAUAGAGACUUUAUUAGUUAUUUUAAUAAAAAUUACAUAUGAUUAGUAAAUUUAGAGCUUACUUAAGUUUUUUCCAUAUAAUUUGCUCUUUUAACUUUGGAAAUUUUUUCUAGAAUAUAAAAUGAAACAAAAUCUUCAAUGCCGCUGAUCAGGAUUUCAGAAAUAUUCAAAAUGGUUCCAGUAAAAGUUCAGUAGAAAACAAAUUUUUAAAUUGUGGAGAAAAUUGUAGACCUAUCAACCUGAACACAACUGAAGUUGAUUUCUUGUUUAACAUUUAUAUUAACAUUUGUGUUGUCAUUCUAAAAGCAUGUUGAAAUUAUACAACAAUCCCAGUUAGAUUCAUAUUAGUCAAAAAGAACAUGUGUAUUUUCUAUCUGUUUCCCAAGUGGGUCUGUAGCUGUUAUGAAAUCUCAACACCUUGUAGUUACCUGCCAUGAGCUGAAACUCUCCUCAUUCUCUGUAGUGUAGUCAGUGGGCUAUGGAGAAAUAAAGAGAGUAGGUGGCCUUAUUCACAUCAGAGCAUUUCUUCCCUGGCAGAGGAUGACCUUCUACUUGUUCCAUUGUGAUGUGCCAAUAAUGUCCUUUUGUUCCUAAACAGAAUUUAAAAUUUUUUUCUAAAGGAAAAGAGAGCAUGAAUUUUAUUAUGUAACUAUCAGCUUAUGAAAAAUGUAAAUCAUAAGUCACAGUUCUUUUUGUUCUGUAAUGGUGAAUUAUUACAAGUUUUUCCGCCAAGAUCAAAACAGAAAGGAAAACUAUACACUCCAUCUUAUAGAUUUAUACAUGAACCACUACCAGAUCUGACUGUGACACUCUCCAGGUGUAACGAGCAUUGCUUAAAUGUUGUUAGAUUGGUUGAGUUUGAUCUGCUCUUAAACUUCAAGUACAUCCGGGACAUGGGUGCUAUAGAGUACUACACCUUUAGUUGAGACUCGGGCUCCUAAAACCCCAUGCCACCAGUUUUUAAGGGAAAUACUCGCUUUCUUGAUUCUAUUUUCUGCUUGUUGAGCAGCAUCACUGGGCAAUGUAACUGAAUAACAAGAUUCUAAAAGAAUUUCCAUCCAAAUCUGAAGGUAAGGCAGACAUAGUCAUUGAAGCAUGUAGUCCACAGGGCUUUAUGGUUUCUGAAAAGGACUCCAUAAACAAUUGUAUAGAUUUAAAUUUCACGUGCUAAACUAGUACUUGAAGUCUCUGGUGUUUUUCCCUCCUAACAAAAGGCAAAGCCUAAUAGAUUAUAACUUUCAUGAAAGAAGAUUUCUUUCUACAUAUAAAUUUCAACCCAGUAAAUAUGUGGGCUCUCAGCUAGGUAUUCAUACAAGGACAUUUUUUUGAGGACUUUCUAUGUAUAGAAUACUGAAUUAAGCCAUAAAUUAGACCUGUUUGGGGCUAGAUUUUUUUUUCCCUUGCUUACAAAAAAUUUACCAGUUAAAUACGAUUAUCAUGUCAGGUACCCUAAACCAUUCCAUGAAUCUCCAGAAUCUUUGGGAAACUGGAAAAUUUUGUGGAUAAUGGCUCUGUUCACAUCCUAAAUAGCUACUGCAGAAGGCUAGUUACAGCAGAACUUUUAUUUAUGUAACAUGAUGUGAAACACAUUGUUAUGCUCUUAAACAGUAAAGGAAUUGCAGAAAGUCACAUAAAAUAUCUUAAGCAUUUGACCUAAUAAGACUAUUUCUUUUUCUAUUCUUGAUUUUUUUUUUUAAAAAGUCAUUUAGAGCUGCUGGGUGAGUUCCAAGUUUCCUAUUUGCAUGUGGCUUCAAAGGCUGACUCCAUGGCAAAGAGUCACCUUUACCCUUUUGAAGAUGUAUGGGCAGGGAAAUUUCUCUUGUCCAUCGUAUCUUAUCUGGGUCAUCUCUUCUAAGACCAUUCAGCUUUUAAUAAAAAAUGUGAGUGACAUAUGAUAAAUAUGCAUUGCUCACAUAAUGGAGGAAAGACAAACCCUUUAGUAGAUGGUAUUAGAACAUUAUCUCACAAUAUGGAGAAAAAUUCCUACAUUGCACAAUAGAAAAAGUUGGACACCAGAUAGAUUAAAGACAAGUUCAAAGGUAAACUGUAAAGCUAAUAGAACUAAAUUGUUAGUGACGGGCUGUAAUUCUUAAAUAUAACCUAAAAAUAAUUUUUUUUUAAAUUCAGUCAAGAAAUGAGGUCUCUGGCUAUAUUAAAAUGACAGAUUUCUAGUCAAUGAGCAGCAUCUUAAACAAAGUGAGUAGGCUGGUGACAGACUGGAAUAGCUUUUAUCAAUGUGUAAAUUAAUGACAUUAAUAUAAAUAUAGAAACAUUCCUAGGAACUGCAAAUCAUAAAGUAAAAGACAGGAAUCUCAGUAUAAAAAUGAACAAAGAAUAAGCAUGUGGUCUACAAAGGGAAAUGUUAAGUAGCUAAUAAGAUAGAGUGAUGCUUGAGAUUACUAGAAUCUGAGAAAUAAAAAUUAAAAGAUUUAUAUUACAUAUUAUAUUAUAUAUUAUAUUAAUCAUAUUGGCAAUAAUAAGGUCAUUCAUUCUAAAUGCUGGUGGAAGUUUAAACCUAUUCAACCAUUUUGGAAAUCAGUCUGGAAGUACUGAGUUAGUCAGAUUAAUUAUUCGUCUGUCCUAUGGCCCAGCAAUACCACCUGUUGGAUACAUGCCCCAGAGAACUUUAAGGUCCACAAGGAGACUAAUACUAGGAUACUUAUUUCAUUAUUGUUUGUGGUAGCAGGAAUUUGGGUGCACAGGUGUCUAUGUCUCAGGGAAUUAAUGAGUUAACUUUGACGAAUACAUAGUAUGGAAUACAUGGCAGCAAUUAGAAGCAACUUACUGGAUGUAUACAGAGCCGCUAGGAUAGAUCCUUAAAAUAUAGUGUAAAGGGAAAAAUAAGAGCUAUAGCACAAUGCCACUUGAAUACAUUAAAGCCUAUACAUACAUACACACAUACAUAUACACAUGCAUACACAUACGUAUUCAAGGGUAUAUAUUAAACAUAGAACAGUGCCCAUUUAGUAGAGAGCGGUGGGAGUGGUUUUAGGGAUAAAGGGGAAAAAAUGAAUAAAGAACACAAGAAAAGGGCCUUGCAGAGACAGUGGCUACUGAGAAUGCCAUGAACAAAGAGCCUAAUGGUUAACUCUCAAUUUGAGGCUAAAAUAAAAUAAGGUCAGAAGGAAUAACAUAUGUUCGUUUGAAAAGAGUAGUUCUAAAACAACAUAAAAAAUAAAUUUUCUGUUUUCCAAGAGGAGAGAAGAGACAUCCUUUGGCAGAAAAAUAGUAGUGCUAAGGAGGUAUUGCUACAGAAGGGGGGAGAGAGAAUACAAAUGAGCAGGAGAAGAUAAUACAUACUAUAUGGAAAUGAACAGUUAUGUUAUGCCAGUGCUAUGCGGGGUACUUUAUAUCUGUCAUCAUGUUUAACAGAGCAAGCCUUGGACACAUAUAUUCUUAUCCAUACAUAAAAUAGUCUUACUACCACAUAAAUAUAGAAGCUCAGACUCAAAUGGGUAAGUAACUUCUGUAAGGUUAUAAGAGCAGAGCUAGCAUUCAAACUCACACCUGUCUGACUCUAAAGCCAUGUGUACACGCAUGAAACCAUCUCCACAAUAAACAAUGUGUGUGUCCGUUACCCCAAAAUGUUUUCUUGUGCUACUUUCACUCAACAUAAUAAGAUUCAUUCAUGUUGUUUGUACAUCAGUAGUUUAUUCUUUUAUAGGCUGAGCAGAACUCUAUCAUAUGGCUACAGAAUCAUUUGUUUAUCCAUUCACCUGUUGAUGUAUAUUUGAGUUGUCUCUGGUUUUGGGCUGUUACAAAUACAGCUGUCAUGAACAUUCAUAUACAGAUGUUUGUGUGGACAUAUAUUUUUAUUUAUUUGCUGCAAAUAUCUAGGAUUAGAAUGGCUGGGGAAUAUGGUCAAUGUAUGUCUAACAUAUUUUUUAAAAACUACCAACUGUUUUCCAAAGUGGUUGUAACAUUUUGGGUUUCUAUCAACAGUGUAUAUCAGUUGCAGUUGCCUCACAUCUUUCAUAAAUUUUGGUAUGUUCAGUCUUUUGUUUUUUUAUUUUAAAAUUGUUUUAAAUUUUCAAUUAUAGUUGACAUUCAGUAUUGCAGUAUAUUACUUUCAAAUGUACAGCAGAGUGAUGAGGCAUUUAUAUAACUUACAAAGUGAUCCCCAUGAUAAGUGUAGUAUCCACCUGACACCAUGCAUAGUUAUUAAAAUAUGAUUGACUAUAUUCCUUAUUCUGUACUUUACAUCCCCUUGACUGUCUUAUAACUGCCAAUGGUAUGGUCAGUCUUUUCAAUUUUAGACGUUCUGUUGGGUGUAUAGUGUGUCUCAUGAUUUUAAUUUGAGUUUCCCUUAUGAUUGUAUUUCAUAUAUUUAUUUGCCUUUGUAUAUCUUUUUUGGUGAAGUGUCUGUUCAAAUAUUUUGACCACUUUUAAUUGGAUUGUCUUCUCAUAAUUGAAUUAUAAGAGAUCUUUAUUCUAGUACAAGUCUUUUGUCAGAUACAUGUUUUGCAACUAUUUUCUCUUUGUGUUUGGUUUGCCUUUUCAUUUUCUUAAUCGUGUAUUUUGAAUAUCAAAACAUUUCAAUUUUACUAAAGUCUAGAUUCUUGAUUUUUAAAUUUUUAGUAUCAACUUUAAGAAAUCUCCACCCUGGCCCAUGUGACUUGGUUAGUUGGAAUGUCAUCCAUACACCAAAGGGUCACAGGUUCAAUCCCAGGUCAGGGCGUGUAUGGAAGCAAUCAGUUGAUGUAUCUCUCUC
This is a messenger RNA of Miniopterus natalensis, 8811 nucleotides long. It is a transcript of the gene ST8SIA6, whose product is annotated as ST8 alpha-N-acetyl-neuraminide alpha-2,8-sialyltransferase 6. Gene Ontology annotation, molecular function: alpha-N-acetylneuraminate alpha-2,8-sialyltransferase activity. The record is from RefSeq and is a predicted model, not a curated record. Lineage: Eukaryota; Metazoa; Chordata; Mammalia; Chiroptera; Miniopteridae. Gene Ontology annotation, biological process: N-glycan processing; oligosaccharide metabolic process.